AUGGCUUCUUGCGUCUCGCUCUGCUUCAUCCUUUUAUCGAUUAUCAGCACAGGUUAGCUGUUUUCUGUUGCUCGAAUAAAAAAUCAUUUGGUUAGAGUGAAAGUCUCACAAACUCGUUGAUACCAACUUGACUUUCUCCUAAGCGAACCUAAUUAUGUCCUCGUCAGCACAGGUGACUGUAACAAAUGAUUCACGAAGCCAAUUAGUAUACCUGAAAGUGAAAAAAACUUUUUUUUUUAACAAAAAAAUCUUACGUGAAAAAUUUUCCAAACUGGUGAGCUCGGCAUGGACAUGAGGUCUUUCCAAAUUGGAGAAGUUGGUGAACCUUUCAGGUCCCGAAAUUCUUUUGACAUUUUUUUAAAUCCAAUUGUCCAUGCUUUCUGAGAUAGAUUUUCAUCUCUGCUUAUCGAUUUUUCCAUUUUCAAACUUCAUACUGCGUUGUUAGAACUCUGCGUUUUUUUAAUACUGUUUUCGGGAGUGAUCGGAAAAACUUUUUUUUUGAUCAUUUCUGAUUUAGAUAUCUCUCGAAGAGAAAAUAGUUUUCUCUGAUAUAGAAAAGAAUUUAAGUGACGGCCGACGUGAUGCAGAUGGUGGACAACGACUGGAUGGACAAGUUCGUGCCACGCUCUUACAAGAGGAACAACGAAGACGCCGAGGACGUCGGAAAAGAAAACAACUUCGGCUACAGCGAGCAGGGAAUGAAGGACCUGGACGAGGUGAUUCUUGGCAUCCUUCGAUUCGGUUUGAGUGCAGGUUAAGCUGCAUCGAGCAGCGACGGUUCACAUCUAAAGAGUGACACUAAUCGCCCUCAAGUCGGUCGAUUGAAUUGCAGGUGGGCGGCUUGGUCGGAGGUGGUGACUCCGAACUGCUCGGCAUUCUCCGUCCCUAUUACUCCAUGGUCGAAAUGUCGGCCAACGGAAACAAGCAGGUCGGUAGCCUUAAUGAUACGCUCUGAACCUUAAAGAUUUCCGAAAAAACACUCAAAAGGGAGGUCAAUCUAUUCAAAACUUUGGCAUUAUAUCAAAGCUGAUCAAAAAUAUUUUUAUUGUGCUAGAUAGAGUUUCUUAUAGUCUGAGCUUGCGAAACUUUGUAAAAGAACGGAAAUUUCUAAUUUCUAAUUUAUUGCUCAGCCCAGCUGUCCAGUGUUUCAACCGGUUUUAAGAGAAACUUAAAAAAGUUAAAUAAACUUUUUCGUAUUAUUCAAUUGAGCUCUUCUUGAUUGUUUACUUUUACCUAAAUGAGAAACUAGAUUUAUAUACAUCUUUACAAAUUCGUUUUCAGAUAUACCCGUCUUUUUUGUUUGUUUUUCGCCUUUCGAGAAGUCAAUUUUGCAGGGAAUGGGUCAAUAUCUGCACGUACUGCCGGACUCUUCAGAAGGCGACACCCCAAUCUAUUCCGUCGGCGGCUCAUUCUACGGGGGCGUCGAGCCCGCCGGCACGAAGCUUGGAUACAUGAACCGCCCAUUCGGACGAUAG
This is a messenger RNA of Caenorhabditis auriculariae, 1475 nucleotides long. Lineage: Eukaryota; Metazoa; Nematoda; Chromadorea; Rhabditida; Rhabditidae. The record is from the annotation of a GenBank genome assembly.